Molecule: messenger RNA, 1657 nt
Organism: Drosophila montana
Lineage: Eukaryota; Metazoa; Arthropoda; Insecta; Diptera; Drosophilidae
Gene: TTLL15
Product: tubulin tyrosine ligase-like 15
Exons: 5
Coding region: 45-1595 (516 amino acids)
Biological process (GO): protein modification process
Source: RefSeq, a predicted model, not a curated record
AAGAAGAACAACAGCUGAUUAAUAUAAUACGGGUUUCGUUUGAAAUGGAUUCACCAUCAAUUUCCGUAACCCCGAGGAAUAAAGGAUAUAAAUUAUCAGAGAAACCGACAAAGUCGUCAGCACUCACUUUGGGCACAAUACCAUUACGAGCAGUUAUGUUAUUCUUGGCUGCAACUGUGUUUACCGCAGUACUUCUUGAGCUUCUGCCACAUUAUACUAAAAUAAAACCUGAGAGUGACUCAUUAAAUGGUACAGAAAAUGCCUUGAUUCGUCAACGGGCCUAUUCAAUUUAUACUACUAGCACUACAGAGGAACACUUGGUGCACGUAGUGGACAUUUUGCACAGAUUUGGUUAUAAAAGAGUUGAGUUAGAAGAUAAAUGGGAUUUAUUGUGGGCCCAUGACUAUCCGUUUCGCGUUAUUCCAAAACUAAAGAAUCUAGAAGCGCAUCAAUUUGUUAACCAUUUACCUGGUUGUGGUUACUUAACAAAUAAAGUUGAUUUGUGUACGACGCGACUACCUUUUUUGCCGCGUGCUUUUCGCCUCCCAGAUCAGAGAAAUGACUUUUUGGAAUACGCGUCAGCGCAUCCGAAGGCACUCUUUGUACAGAAGCACAACGAGCAUCGUCACAUUAAAGUUCGGCCUUUAAAUGAUAUCGAUUUCCACUCCAAUGAUUCGUUUGUCCAGGAGUUCAUUCAGAAUCCAUUUUUGGUCGAUGGUCAUAAAUUUGAUAUCGGAGUAUAUGUUGUGAUCACUUCCGUAAAUCCGUUGCGUGCUUACAUAUACAACGGUGAUGUAUUGUUUCGGUAUUGCCCCGCCAAAUAUUAUCCCUUCGAUGUCGAAAUUCAGGACAAAUAUGUUGUUGCUGACAAUUAUUUACCCACCUGGGAGGUUCCGUCUUUACGCAAGUAUUAUAACAACUAUGGGGGAAGCAUGCGUGCUUCUUUUGAAGCGUAUGUACGCGAUCAAAACAUGGAUCCCUCAAAAAUAUGGUCACAAGUGGAACACAUUAUACGUACCACUAUUCUGACGAAAGAACAAGAUUUAAUAGAUACACUACGUAUGUACAAAAGGCAUAAUUUCUUCGAUUUGUUGCGUUUCGACCUUUUUAUUGAUGAGGAACUAAAUGUACACCUAAUGGAGGCCAACAUGUCACCGAAUCUUUCUUCCGCUCACUUCAAAGAAAACUCACUUUUGUACAAACAAGUGCUUUACAGUGUGUUCAACCUGGUAGGCAUUCGUCCAGUGAUUAAAUCAGGAAUCAGUCAUUCUUCACUUUCAGAAGUAAUAACUGCUGAUAAAAACUUGGCGACUGCGCUAAAUAAUUGUGCAUCUAACGAUUGCGACAAGUCAUGUAAUAAAGAAGAAUGCAGCCUAUGCCUGCCUUGUUUAAGUGGAACAGAAUAUAAAUGGCUACAAGAAGCUCACGAUGAGCACUUGCAUCGUGUUGAUAUGAAGCGCAUCUUUCCUAAACCAAUACAUAAUAUUCACACAUUUGAUAUUGAUAUUGAAACUACACAAAUGUCAAAGAGAAACGCAUGGAUAACACGUUGGUUUUUCAAUAAAUGUAAAUAUGACCGAACAUGGUGCACCUGACAGCACCAAAAUAGUUGGAAAGAAAUAUGGAAAUAUAUGUACAUAUGACAAUGAUAAUAUUA